AUGCUCGAUCCCCUCCACACCAACCAAUUGCCAGCCAAGGUUAAAUCCAACAAGUUGAUGAACGACGCCGACUUGGCACGCCUCAAGGCUCGCGUAGUAGGACGGGUGAGGAAGCUCGAUUCACGCUUGUCCCACCACUUGAGUGCCACCAUCACUGAGAAGGCCUUCUAUGCCUUUGCCCUCUACUCGAUCUUUGCCUGCGGGAUCAUCCUUACCAAAUACCCGGAAUGGUUCCACGUGUUCUAUACCGCCAUGUUUGUACUCUUGAUGCCUGUGCGCUUUUACACCUAUUUCAAAAUGUCCUUCCAGUACUUUCUCGCCGACUUGUGCUACUUCAUCAACAUGUUGUUGCUUCUCUACAUAUGGGUCUUUCCCCAGAGUCGACACUUGUAUAUGACCUUGUUCUCCUUUUCUUUCGGGACGCUUAGUUGGGCAGUCAUCACCUGGAGAAACUCACUUGUGUUGCAUUCGAUUGAGAAAACCACCUCGUCCUUCAUCCACAUCAUGCCCCCAGUGACGCUAUUUGCCAUCACUCACCAAAUUUCCCCAGAAUUCAAACUUGACCGGUUCCCAGGUGCGGCUGCUGUUGCCGGCUCCCACUGGCACGUCACCCGCUCGUUGUUCUACACCUCUCUUUACUAUCUCGUCUGGCAAUCGUUUUACCACUACUUCAUUACGGUGAAGAAGGCAGAUAAAAUCAAGGCGGGGAAGAGAGUCACGUCUUUUGAGUGGUUGCGCAAGAAGCACGCCCAUAGCAAGCUUGGUAUGGCGAUAAACUCAUUGCCCGAACCGCUUCCUGUGUUUGCGUUCAUGUUCAUCCAGUACUUCUACCAGAUAUCCACGAUGGUUUUUGUGCCUCUCUGGUUCCGCUCCGACUGGCUUUGCGCUGGGUUCUUGACCUUCAUCUUCAUCUGGGCAAGUUUCAACGGAGCCACCUACUACAUUGACGUCUUUGGGAAUCGCUUGGAGAAGGAGGUGGCCCGCUUAGAGAAAGAGAUCAUGGAGUUGCAGGAGGAGAGUACUUGGAAGCUAGAAACUAAAUCUCAGAAUAUGAAAUUUUGA
Babjeviella inositovora NRRL Y-12698 is the source of this 1062-nucleotide messenger RNA. Its product is annotated as glycerophosphocholine acyltransferase. Gene Ontology annotation, biological process: phosphatidylcholine biosynthetic process. The coding region runs from base 1 to 1062 and encodes 353 amino acids. The record is from RefSeq and is a predicted model, not a curated record. Lineage: Eukaryota; Fungi; Ascomycota; Pichiomycetes; Serinales. The transcript has 3 exons.